AUGGGUGGAAUCAAGCGCAAAGAAGCGCCAUCAGGCGCAGUCAAGAGCGAGAAGAAGCAGAAGACGUCGCAAGGAAAGCCAACCAAAUUCGAGAAGCCAGCCAAGCGAUCACACCUCGACGAAGCAGCAGAGAACGAUGGAGAAGAUGAAGAGUCGGACGAGGCACAGCAAAAAUCGCAAUCGAAUGCGAAAGGAGGACCGAAGAACUUCAAAGUCGAGACGACAUCCGCCGAAGCGCACGCCAAGCAGCGUCAACUCGCCAAAGAGCGAAAGGCCGCCAAACCUCACGCCGAUGAGAUCCAGCGUAGCAAGCAACUCUGGGAGCGAUUGCGCAGGAAGUCUCACGUCCCGAAGGACGAGCGCAAAGAGUUGGUCACGGAGCUUUUCACCAUCAUCGAGGGAAGAGUGCGAGAUUUCGUCUUCAAGCAUGACAGUGUCCGUGUGAUCCAGUGCGCGAUCAAGUACGCCCGUCCAGAGCAACUCAAGGGGAUUGUGAAAGAGCUGCAGAAUGAUGUACGAGACUUGGUGGAGAGCAGAUACGGCAAGUUCUUGGUGGCCAAGAUGGUUGUGCAGGGAGAUCGUGAGGACAAGGACUUGAUAGUUCCACAAUUCUACGGCCAUGUCAAGAGGUUGAUCAACCAUCCAGAGGCAAGCUGGAUUGUAGAUGAUAUCUACCGCCAAGUUGCGACACCGCAACAAAAGGCUAUGAUGUUACGAGAGUGGUACGGGACAGAGUUUGCACUCUUUGGCAAGCAGAGGCCGAAUGCAUCUGCUGAUCAGACGACUGCGAAUUUGAAGAAGAUAUUGGAAGAGACCCCAGAAAAGAGGAAACCGGUUCUGUCGUAUCUCAAGCAGAUGAUCAACAACCUGGUGCAGAAGAAGAUGACGGGUUUCACCAUGUUGCAUGAUGCCAUGCUGGAGUAUUUCCUGGCCCUAGACCCAGGUUCCGAGGAGCACUCAGACUUCCUGGACAUCUUGAAAGGCGAUAUCGAUGCAGACGAGGAGGGUGGAGGUGGUGAUCUGUUCCGUAAUCUGGCCUUUACACAGAAUGGCAGCCGCCUGCUGUGUCUGACGAUUGCCUACGGCUCUGCGAAAGACCGAAAGCUCAUCCUCCGAUGCUUCAAGGACAACAUCGAGCUUAUGGCAUUCGAUAACUACGCCAAGAUGGUACUCGUUACUGGUCUCGACGUGCCUGACGACACGAAGACGACAUCGCAGAUCGUGCUGCGAGAACUUCUCGGACUACAGAUGGAGGACUCCACACAACGAUUCGACCGCCUCGAGGGAAUGAUCACCAACCUCAACUCCCGUGUGCCAAUCCUCUAUCCCAUGGCAGGCACCCAGAAGUGGCUCAUCAAGGACAACGAGAAGGCUCUGAUCGACGAGGUACACAAAGUGAGGGAAACGACCUCGAAGAAGGCACCAGAAGUCCGUCGCCAAGAACUCAUUUCCCACGUCUCAGCGCCUCUGCUCGAAUUCGUCGCAGAUCGAGCACAGAACCUCGUCCAGUCGUCUUUCGCCUGCCAACCCGUCACCGAGAUCCUGCUGGAGUGCCACGAUAAGGACAACGUACACCGCGACGCCGCCAAGGAAGCUGUCGCCCAGCUUGCAGACGGCAACCCACUCGAAGACGGCCACAUUGCCAAAGACCCAGCAGCCAGCCGCAUGCUCAAGACUCUCGUGUCCGGCGGCAACUUCGACCCCAAGACCAAGACCGUCAAGCUCUCCGAACCACGUCUCGGAUUCGGCAAAGCGCUGUAUCCCAUCAUCAAGUCGAAUUUAGUAGAUUGGGCAUGCAGCGAUUCGAGCUUCGUGGUGGUGGCGCUGCUAGAGAGCGAGGAUGUCCCAGAGAAGAUCAAGGGGGAAGUGAAGAAAGCAUUGGAGAAGGGGAAGAAGAAGAUUCAGAAGGCGGCGGAUGGGAAGGAGGAGAAGGGUGAGGGGAAGAAGAAGGGGAAUGCGGGCGCGAGGAUUUUGGUUGUGGGGUUGCUGCUUCUCUUCUAG
Messenger RNA from Zasmidium cellare ATCC 36951, 2001 nucleotides. RefSeq lists its product as uncharacterized. Bases 1 to 2001 code for a protein of 666 amino acids. The record is from RefSeq and is a predicted model, not a curated record. Gene Ontology annotation, biological process: regulation of translation. The transcript is spliced from 2 exons. Lineage: Eukaryota; Fungi; Ascomycota; Dothideomycetes; Mycosphaerellales; Mycosphaerellaceae. Gene Ontology annotation, cellular component: nucleolus. Gene Ontology annotation, molecular function: mRNA binding.